Messenger RNA from Rasamsonia emersonii CBS 393.64, 1173 nucleotides. RefSeq lists its product as uncharacterized. The transcript is spliced from 3 exons. The record is from RefSeq and is a predicted model, not a curated record. Lineage: Eukaryota; Fungi; Ascomycota; Eurotiomycetes; Eurotiales; Trichocomaceae. Bases 1 to 1173 code for a protein of 390 amino acids. Gene Ontology annotation, molecular function: oxidoreductase activity, acting on the CH-OH group of donors, NAD or NADP as acceptor.
AUGCGCUCUGCUACCGCUCUGCGAGCCCGCAUUGAGCGCGCUUCAAUCUCCAUCGGAAUCGGACAACACCAAUACUCCAAAUGGUCUACUCACUCCUGUUGGCUUAAUUCAAAUGGCACAUAUCGAUUUCCAAUCUUUCUACAAAUACAGAGACAUGUGUCAACUGGAUCAUCUACAAACCGUAAUAAUGAUAAUAAUGCUCGAUUCAAAUCUGCGGAUCGCCUGCUUGGCAGGACGUGCAUGAUCACGGGAGGCUCUUCGGGCAUCGGUUUCGCGGUCGCAGAACGUUUCCUUCAAGAAGGGGCUGAAAAGGUCAUUCUUGUGGGCAGAUCCUACGAGCGCCUUUUGAGUGCUGCGGAGCGCCUGCGGGGGAUUGCUACCUCCAAACAAGUGUCCGCCAGCGGUGGUGAUGACGCGGCAGUAGCGACGCGAUCUCCCGAGGAGGAUAGCGAAGAAAUCGCCAAGGAAAGAGAAAGAGAUCAUGGCAGCCUAUUGUCACGUCAAGAAUUGUCUCCAGGAUCGCUUGUUGCUGCUACCGACAAUAUCUCCUUGCUCGUGGGAGAUGUCUCCUCGGCUGAUCAAUGGAUGCGAGAAUUGGAGAAGGAGAUGGAGAACGUCGACGUCCUCGUCAACGCAGCAGGGAUAUCAAUUUCCAAUAUCCUGCCCAAAACCGACACAGUCGACAUCUCCAGAAUACUGUCCACAAACCUGGAGGGCGCAAUUCUGACUUCUCGCGCGAUGCUGCGAGCAUGCGUUCGAUCUCGUCUGAAGAAGCGUGGCGAUGCGACGACAGAAGACAAACGAUCAGACCUCUCUCUCUCCAAAUGUAUCAUCAACAUCUCUUCCUUGCUCGCACUCAAAGGUGUCACAGGCACCGUCACCUAUGCCGCAUCAAAGGCGGGUUUGCUUGGUCUGACCCGCUCUGUGGCUGUCGAAGCGGCAGAGACGCUUCGCGGCGUGACAGUGCGCUCCAAUGCCAUUGUGCCGGGGUACAUUGAAACGCCAAUGAUUGAAGACUUCAGCAGCGACCGAAUCUCCAAAUUGAAAGACAGUAUCCCUCUGAAGCGGUUCGGCUAUCCACAGGAAGUUGCCGAUGCCGCCGUUUUCCUAGCCAGCAAUGAAUACGCCAACAACUGCGUGCUCAAUCUCGACGGUGGGCUAAGCGCAGUGUGA